This is a messenger RNA of Microthlaspi erraticum, 1245 nucleotides long. The record is from the annotation of a GenBank genome assembly. Lineage: Eukaryota; Viridiplantae; Streptophyta; Magnoliopsida; Brassicales; Brassicaceae.
AUGUCGUCCACCGCCUUCACCAACGGCAAAGAGCCAUUGAUGAAGAGGCCGAAGAAGAAGAAGAAGAAGAAGCCGUCGCUGGCUCUCACACCGACGUCGUCACAAUCGACCCCGAUAACAUCGCUUCCUGAUGAUUUGCUAUUGAGCUGCUUCGCACGCAUCUCUAGAUUACACUACCCGGCUCUAUCCCUCGUCUCCAAGAGCUUCCGAUCUCUCCUUGCUUCGCCGGAGCUUUACGAGACCCGAUCCUUGUUAGGCCGCGCCGAGAGCUGUCUCUAUGUGUGCUUAAAGUACUAUCCUGACCAUAACUAUCGCUGGUUCACCCUUUGUCAGAAACCUAGUCGAACAAAAACCAAUGACGACACUAGUGAGAAGAAGAAGAAAGACAAGUCAAGUGGCCAUCUUUUGGUCCCAAUCGCAAUUCCCAAUUCUCCUCAAGUUUAUCAGGAAGGAGUGGUUACAGUUGGUUCUACUAUCUAUGCCAUUGGCCGACCAAUCAACCAUUCACCUUCUUCUAGCCUCUGGAUUUUAGACUUCAAUUGUCAUGUUUGGCGCAAGGCUCCAAGCAUGUUGGUGGAGAGAUAUUACCCGGCGGCAGAUGUCGUUGAUGGGAAGAUAUAUGUAGCAGGAGGAUGCGAAGAGAUCAAUUCCUCAAAUUGGAUGGAAGUUUUCGAUCCAAAAACUCAAACUUGGGAGAUUGUGUUGUGCCCUCUUGCAGAGAGAUACUGUAGUAAUAGUGUAAAUAAGAGCGCAGUGGUUGAAGGAAGAAUCUUCUACAUGUUUGGGAACGAUGGCGUGGCUUACAAGCCAGAGGAAGAUAGUUGGGAAGCUAUUGAAAGGCCGAGUGAUUUGGAAUUAAGAUGGCUACAAUUUUCUGAUUGCGUGAUCGAUAACGUACUCUGUCGUCUUGCUAUUUCAGAUGUAUUCGAGUGGUACGAUUUUAAGAGACAAUCCUGGAUUAGUAUGAGGAGCUUGAGAGGAUUGCCCAAGUUUGGCCGUGAGGUUAUUGUUCAAAUGGCGGAUUACGGUGGGAAGAUGGCUGUUUUCUCCUAUAACCCUAGUAGCGGACAUAAGGGGAUGGCGAUUUGGUGUGAGGUGAUUUCGCUUGAAAGACGCAAGUCGCGCAAUGGUGAUGGUGAUGGAGAUGAUGAGGAGAUUUGGGGAACGGUCGAGUGGCUUGGUCCUGUUCUUACACUUCCUGACGCUUAUUUUUAUUUCAUGUGUGCUAUUGCCUCCACUCUUUGA